This is a messenger RNA of Nerophis lumbriciformis (worm pipefish), 6024 nucleotides long. The record is from RefSeq and is a predicted model, not a curated record. Lineage: Eukaryota; Metazoa; Chordata; Actinopteri; Syngnathiformes; Syngnathidae.
AUGGACAUUUUUGGAGGCGCUCCUCGUGUUUUGGGCUACCCGCGGCCUGUUGUAGUACAAUGCGGGGCUGAGGCCACUCUCAAAUGCCAAAUUGGUGGAGACCCUCAUCCUGACGUGAUCUGGGAGCACAAAAACAUUCAGAUUGUCACUGGAGGACGCUACAAGCUUUUCGAAGAGGAACCGUUCUUCCUGUUGAGCAUCAGCGAUGUGAAUGAGAUGGAUGCCGGUCAAUACGUCUGUAAAGCCAGAAACAGUGUAGGUGAAACCUAUGCUGCAGCCUCCCUGAAAGUGGAGAAAAAUGGCCAGCAAUUUGAAGCAAAUGGUGUCAAGCAGCAAGGGACAGAGAAUGGGCAUGGAAAUGAGGACAGAACAUUACAGAAUGGAAACCACAUGGAAGAGAAUGGAACACAUACGUUUGAACAGGAGAUUGACUUAACAUCCAAUGACAAACCAAGGUUCCUUAUCAAGCCUCUAUCAUUGCAAGUGAACAGAGGAGAGGACGCUGCCUUCUCUUGCAAGGUUUGGGGCACGCCUUUGCCAGAGGUAGUAUGGGAAAAAGACGGCAAGAAACUCAAUGAAAUCUUUGAGAGCUCUCACUUCUCCAUUAGUGUUCAAGACGGAGGAUGGUUCCAGCUUAAGAUUUAUCGAACUCGUGCACCUGACAAAGGAGUUUACACCUGCAAAGCCCUAAACUGUAAUGGGGAGGCCAUGGCUGGUGCUUUCCUUCUUGUUGAACCUGUACCAGAGAGGCACGACAGCAUGAAAUCCAGCCUGUGGUCACCAAAGGAAAGAGGGAGUAAACUUGGUUUGCCAAGGCUCAAGGAGGAGCCACAGGUCAAUACCUCACAGGUAAAGAAGUUUGUGGUGGCAGAGGGGAAACACGCCAAGUUCCGCUGCUCUGUCACAGGAAAGCCAAAGCCAGAGAUCAUAUGGAAGAAAGACGGAGAACACCUUGAGGCCGGCAGGCGGCACCUCAUAUUUGAGGACAGAGAAGGUUAUUACACAUUGAAGGUUCUGUACUGUAAAGUUCAGGACACGGGACUGUAUGUGUGUGCAGCAUCCAAUGCUCUUGGAAACACUCUCAGUGCCGUUCAUCUGUCAGUCAAAGGCACACACGUGCGAUUUAAGCAUCCGUUAAAAGAUGUGGAGGCAAGGGAGAGGAAUGUUGCUGUUCUGGAAUGCGAGGUUCCGGAUGAGUCAGCCCCAGCCACGUGGUACCGUGAGGAUCAUAAACUGAUGCCCAGCAGCAAAUAUGGGAUUGAGCAACAAGGUACUCGGCGAAGACUCACCAUUCAAGAUUUGGAAAUGGAUGAUGAUGGAGUGUAUCUCUGCGAGAUGCCAGAUGGGGCAAAAAGCAUAGCAGAGCUGUCGGUAAAAGGUAAAAUCAUACGUAAACUUCCACGGAAGGUGGAGGUGUUCGAAGGUGAGAAUGCUGCGUUCUGUGUGGAAGUGGAGGAUGAAGAUAUGGAGAUUCAUUGGUUCAGAAAUGGGCUGAAACUACACGAGACACACCAGACAAUCCUCAAGUGUUUUGGGAAAACUCAUAUUCUGGUUUUUGUUAACGUGACCCACCAAGACUCAGGGGUGGUGACUUUUGUUACAGGAAGAUCCAAGACUUCCUCUCGUCUUAAAGUAAGAGCCAUGAGGCACUCUCCACCAACCUGUCCAGCUGAAGUCAAAAUGGAUCUGGAUGGCCCAAAUGGCAUCCUGCUUUCCUGGGUUCCUGCACCGUACAAUCAGACGACUCGCUCAAUUUUUGUGAUAGAAAGAAAGGAAGCGAGCUCACAAGAGUGGCAGAAAUGCUUUACCUCUGAAAACGCCACCUCAGCUGAGAUCUACAGCGACAGUGUUCCACAUGAGGGAGACUACCACUUCAGAGUCUGCUGCAUCAACAAGUAUGGCCGCAGUGGCCAUGUAGAGUUUCCUAAAGCUGUCCAUCUGGUUCCGGGAACAAAAAUUUGCAGUCACCUUCGUGACCUGGAGGUCACAGAGGGAGAGGACGCUGUGUUUUCCAUCGUGUUGUCUGCCUCCGUAGUUGGUACCUGGUUUUUUAAUAGUGCCCAGCUGCAAGACGGUGGACGGUACUCCAUAAGACAGUCCAAAACAGAGCAUAUAUUAGUUAUCCAUAAAAGUCUCACUGCAGAGGAUAUGGCAGAGAUCACAUUUAUCGCCAAUGGCGUGCGGGACUCAGCUGUUCUCAAGGUUAAACCCGCAGUCAUAAAAUUCAGCCCUUUGCUGGAAUCUGACAGUAUGAAAAGGGUAGAGAUUGGUGACGUCAUUGUGUUGUACUGCGAGGUAUCUCACCCUUCAGCUAAAGUAAGGUGGUUCAAAGACGGUGAAGAGCUGCUGAUGAGCGAUGCAUUGAAUAUCCAAUCAGAUGGGAACAUGAGGAGAGUUGUGAUUCAGUCUGCUGAAAAACAUCAUGCUGGGGUUUAUACAUGUCAAACAUCAGGAGAUGUCAUCACAUUCAUGGUUGGAGUUGCAGGUCCUCCAGUGGAGUUCAGUCAAGCCCCUGAAGAAGACCUUCAUAAGACCAGCAUGGAGCUUGACCCUGUGGUGCUGCUCUGCCAUGUCUCACAGGAGGAUGCUCAAGUUGUGUGGUAUAAGGAUGGUUGUGAAAUUGAACCUAGUGACAACAUUACUCUGCAGGCAGAGGGAACGCUAAGGAGGCUGAUUAUCCGCUCUGCUAAAACCUCUGAUGCGGGGAGCUACCGCUGCAAAGUGGAAAACAACAGUAUGGAGUUCACAGUCAAUGUCAAAGAACCCCCAGUGAUGAUUGUGUACCCUAAAGACGACGUCGUGAUGGAGCAUUACAUUUCAGAGGACAUUCACAUGCAGUGUGAGUUGUCUCGCACAUGUGGGAAGGUGCAGUGGUUCAAGAACGGUGAGGAAGUGGAAGAGAGCAGCAAUAUCCAAUUGAUAAGCGAGGGACCCUACAGACGGUUGAGCAUUCUCCACAGCACAGAGGAGGAUGGGGGGGAGUACAUCUGCGAGACAAAUGGAGACUCUGUAUUCUUUCAGCUGAUUGUCACAGAACCUCCAGUGCGAAUCAUUUCCCCCACUGAAACGGAGCUUAAACUCACCCACUUGGCUUCCACUAAACUACAGCUAAACUGUGAGAUCUCACAUUCUGAUGCUAAUGUCAGAUGGUACAAAGACAACCUUGAGUUAGAGGAGGGUCCAAACCUCAUGCUGGAAGUCGAUGGGGCAAAACGGCGGCUGAUUAUACCUGUGGCCUCAGUGAAGGAUGCAGGAGAGUUUGUUUGUGACACUGAACAUGACUCUGUUGCCUUCAUGGUGACUAUUAUAGAGCCACCAGUGGUCCUUUCUCGUCCUAAAAACACACCAGGGAAGCUGGAGAUAUUUGCCGGGAAGACAAUUGUUCUGGAGGUUAUCGCAUCACGCCUCAAUGCAGAAGUGAAGUGGCUGUUAAAUGGCAAAGAAAUAGAGGAGAGCAAUUUUGUGACCAUCACAGAGAAUGGAUUACUCCAUCGUCUUGAAAUUCACUCUCCGUCUCCAUCGGAUUCUGGCACUUACAGCUGUGAUGCUGUAGAUGAUAGACUCGACUUCCAGGUCAGGAUUUUAGAACACCCAGUAAAUAUCUUAAGGAAAUCUGAGAUUGACACACAACUCAAGGUACUACGUUCCGAUGAUAUUGUUCUGGAAUGUGAGCUCUCCAGAGGCAAUGUCAAAACCAAAUGGUACAAGGAUGGCAAUCGAAUUGAGUGUGAUGGAAGAUUUUGUGAGGAGGAAGAAGGUGCUUUUCGAUCACUAGUUAUUCUCAAUGCUGAGCUUUGCGACUCUGGAGAGUACUUUAUGGAUGCAGGAGAUGAUAACAUCAGUUUCCAGGUUACAGUGCAAGAGCCCCCAGUGACCAUUGUGGGUAACUCCAAAGAUGCAGACUUCCAGGAGUUGGCAGCAGGGGAUGACCUAGUCCUGGCUUGUGAGGUUUCUUGCGCAAAUGCUCCUGUCCAAUGGUUCUGCAAUGAUCAGUUGCUUAUUAAUGACUCUCGCACCUUUAUUGAAUGCGACGGGACUCUGAGGAAAAUUAUUAUUUCAAAUGUUCAACCCUCGGAUUCUGGGAAGUACAUUUGUGACACAGUAGAUGACAAGAUGAUCAGUAUUGUCAGAAUUCCAGUGCCCCGUGUGGUUGAGUUUCUCACUGAGCUUCAGAACACUACUGUGCUAGAAGGAGAAGAUGCUACUUUUAAGUGUGUCGUUUCACCUGAGGAUGUGCAGUUGGUCUGGUUCAUGGACAACGAAAUGAUCAAAUCAAGUGACCGUAUCCAGGUCGCACAGAAUGGUUUAUGUCACACAUUAGUGAUAAGAAAGUGCCAUGUGUUGGACUGUUCCCAAAUCACAGCUGAAGCUGAAGGAACAUCAAGCAAAGCAAGCCUCAGAGUACAAGAGGCUCAGGUUAUGUUUACAAAGAAAAUGGAACCUGUCAUGGCAGAAGAGUUUGGCGAUGCCACCCUAGAGACGGAGAUCAGCCUUGAGAUGGGCGAGGUGCAGUGGAUGAGACAGGGGGUGGUUAUCCAGCCUGGGCCCCGAUAUUCACUCAAUCAGAAUGAGUGUAAACGUAGUCUGACCAUUCACAAUUUAAAUCUGUCGGACCGUGGAACCUAUCGUUGCGAGACUCUGCAUGACAGGACCCAGGUCAAGCUAAAUGUAGAGCCCCGCAAAAUCUCAAUCCGUAAAAGCCUGACUGACCAGGAAACCUUAGAACGUGAGACGGCAUCCUUCGAGGUGGAGUUAUCUCACACUGACGUGGAGGGCAAUUGGCACAAGGACGGUAUCCGGGUGAAGCCAAACAACCAGUUUAGGGUGAGCACAAAUGGGCGACUUCAUGGCCUCACCCUUUCCAACCUCACACUUGAGGACACAGGCACCAUUGCCUUCUCUGCCGAAGGGGUACGCACAACUGCAAGGCUCACUGUUAAAGAGACUCCAGUUACCGUCCUAAAGGAGCUGGUUGAUAUCCGUGUAGAAGAAGAAUUUCCUGCCACUCUGGAAUGUGAAUUCUCUCGACAAAACAUUGAAGUCAAAUGGUUCAAGAGUGGGACUGAGCUGAAACCAGGCAAGAACUGUCGCAUCUAUUCCAUGGGGAGAAAGAAGUUCUGUCAGAUUCUACAGUGCUCUAUGAUGGACUCUGGCAUCUACACCUGUGAUGUGGGGGAAACCAGUACUUCCUGUUCAUUGGAGGUUUAUGAGCAUGAGCUGAAGAUACUGCAGGAUCUGGAGGACCUGUACAUAAAGGAGGAUCAGAACGCAGUCUUUAUGUGUGAGGUUUCCCUGGAAAAUGUGAUUGGAGAUUGGUAUAAGAAUGGCCAAAAGAUCCGGCCUACUAGCACCAUCAAGACUCGCACAGAAGGGACAAAACACUUCUUACUUAUGUGUAACGUCAAAGCUGAAGAUACUGGGGAAGUACGCUUUGUAAGCAGAGAUCUUGAAUCUAUAGCUUACCUUGAGGUAGAAGAACUCCCAGUAUUCAUUAUCAAACCAUUACGAGACAGGACAGCAUUGGAGAAACAUCGUGUCAUCCUGGAGUGUACUGUGUCCUCUGCUAACUGUAGCGCUACCUGGUACCGCGGCGAAGAGAGGCUUGUCCCCUCAGAUCGAGUAGAUCUCGUAGUCGACGGUUGCUCGCAUAAACUUUUAAUUCAGCAGGUAGCGGUGGAGGAUGAAGGCAUCUACAUGAUUGAGGUUGGGGAGCAUACAUCCCAAGCCAAGCUCAUGGUGGAAGCUCAAGAGCUUGUGGUGGUGCGGGAGCUAGACGACGUGGAUGUGACUGAGAAUGAACCAGCGGUCUUCCAAUGCGAGGUCUCCGUGGCUAUCAGCAGACCCCCUGUUUGGUCGCUGAAUGGAAAAAACAUACAGCCUGAUCCAUCGGUCCGCCUUGAGAACCACGGCACUUUGCACAAGCUCACACUGAAGCAAACCAGUGUGGACAUGAGUGGUGUAGUGAAGUUUAAUGUGGGCAAGGCAAAGAGCAGUGCCAAUCUAAAUGUGAGGGAAUGCAAAUGA